Tigriopus californicus is the source of this 1332-nucleotide messenger RNA. RefSeq names its product serine--tRNA synthetase-like protein Slimp (gene Slimp). Gene Ontology annotation, cellular component: mitochondrion. The coding region runs from base 1 to 1299 and encodes 432 amino acids. Gene Ontology annotation, molecular function: tRNA binding; ATP binding; serine-tRNA ligase activity. The transcript has a single exon. The record is from RefSeq and is a predicted model, not a curated record. Gene Ontology annotation, biological process: seryl-tRNA aminoacylation. NCBI's taxonomy places the organism in Eukaryota, Metazoa, Arthropoda, Copepoda, Harpacticoida, Harpacticidae.
AUGCUCGGGAAUAUGUUGAAAGUCAGUCAAUGUCUGCGGCUCCGAGCGGGCGUACGGGCCCACCACACUGAUAGUGCCUUAUAUUUGACGGGUCGCACGGCUUCCUACCGCACGAACGUGGUCGUGCCCGAAAUUGGCCCAUUAUCCCUCGAGCGCGUGAAACGCAAUUUAGCGGCUAGACAAUUGAGUGAUCAGCAUGAUCUUCCGACCCUUGAGCUGAGUCAAAACUAUGUAAAGUGGUUCCAGCAAGAAGAGGAACGGGCUCUGGGCCAAUUCCAAAGUAGCCCAGAUUCCGGGGUGAUGGGGAAGGCCCUCAGUGACUUACGAGCCGAACGAUGGGCAGUCGAGGAAAAAGUAGCAUUGGCCACAUUGGCCUUGCCCAAUGAUUUAGAAGAAGACUGGUGUAAGGAUCACGACAUUGAUAUCCAUGUGCAAGGCUCGCCUCCUCGCUUUGAUUUCGCUGCCCGAUGCCACCUUGAACUUGCCGGCGAUCUCCUUGAGAUGUCCAACCACUCGCCGCAAGCCUUUUAUCUUUUGGGGUCAUUGUCUCGACUUGAGCUGGAUCUAAGCAACCGAGAUCAAGAUUACUUGCGGCAAUGUGACUUGAUUCCCUUUGCCAAUCCAGACUUUGCUAAAUCGGUCGUGAUCGAAGGUUGCGGUGUCGAUUUUUUCGACCCCAAAGCCGAAUUUGCUCUUGAACCUGCUCAAGAUUUCCAAGAUCGACAGUCCACCCAAGGGAUGCAUUUGGUGGGCGGGGCCUCGAUUUACCCUUUCGUUAGUUUCUUGUGUAAAAAUGUCGUCCAAGCCACUUCGGCCCUACCGGCCACGUUUUACACUUCAGGCCGUCGAUACCGCCCUUUGGCGACGUUUGAAAAUAGAGGACUGUUCAACACUCAGCAAACCACAGCAGUGGAGCUUUUCAAUUUCAGUGAGAGUCACGAUACCAUGAAAUCACAACUAGUGUUUCUUCGUGACAAGUUUAUAGAGUUAUAUGAUUCCUUAGAUAUCCAUUACAAAGUUGUUGCCCUCUCCGCCCCGAAGUUACACACUAACGAAUCCUGUAAACUGUCCUUCCAAAUGUAUAGUCCGAAAUUGGAUGAAUACAUAGAGGUGGGCUCUAUUCGCGGACACGGCCAAUACUUGAGUGAACGUUUCAUGCUCAAAGCCGUGAAAGACAAUAGCCAAGAUUUACAAAAUCUGUAUUGUUUGAGUGGAACCGUUUUGAAUAUCACGAAGGUGCUCGGCUGUCUCGUUGAGAAUUCUCAAACCGAGGGGGGAAAUUUUCACAUAGCAAUCUGAGUUGGCAAUAAAGUGUAUUUCAUCAUCUUCGGA